This is a messenger RNA of Cornus florida, 2739 nucleotides long. RefSeq lists its product as uncharacterized. The transcript is spliced from 6 exons. The coding region runs from base 506 to 2062 and encodes 518 amino acids. NCBI's taxonomy places the organism in Eukaryota, Viridiplantae, Streptophyta, Magnoliopsida, Cornales, Cornaceae. Gene Ontology annotation, biological process: protein transport. The record is from RefSeq and is a predicted model, not a curated record.
GGGGAGAGAAUCCAACGUAAACUUGCACCACCUGUUUACACAAUCCAUAUUGUUCAUUCAAUUCUCUCUCUAUAUAUCUAUAGAUACACACACGCAUAUAUAUAUCGCUCUCUCUCUCUCUCUAAAGCUGCUCCAUUUCUUUCUAUAUCGAGCUUCCUUAAUUCCAAUUUAGAUAAUCGGUAUUUUCUCUGUUUUUCUUUUUUGGAGGGUAGAUACAUCAUACUCUGUAUAUUCAUUUCCUUCUCUCUCUAAACGCAUUUUUCUCUCUCUAAGAUUUCUGAAUAUCAUUAAGACUUCUUUAACUCUAUAUGACCAUUGGAAUUCUUCUUCAUUCUUGUUUCAUUUCUUGCUCAAACCUUACAGCUUCGUUUCUUUUCUUUUCAACUUCUCUAAUGCCAAAUCUUGGCGUAACACGGUUCACAUUCAAACAACAAUAGUUCUUCAAACUUGAUCAAUAUCUAAAUCUUUUUCACACCAUUCAAUUCAAAGACUCUCGAAGAUCAACAUGUUUGACUCGUUAACAAAAAGCAAAUUUUACAUAAAAUGCAAAACAGCAAUCAAAUUGACGAAGACACGAAUGGAGAUGAUAAGGAAGAAAAGGAGUUCAAUGGUGAAAUAUUUGAAAAAAGACAUUGCUGAUCUUCUCAAAAAUGGUCUUGAUAUCAAUGCAUAUGGCAGGGCUGAAGGUUUGCUAGUUGAGAUGAAUGUGUCUAGCUCUUACGACUUGGUGGAGCAAUUCCGUGAGUGUAUAUCAAAUCAUCUUUCAAUGAUCGAUAGCCAAAGGGAAUGCCCUGAGGAAUGUAGGGAAGCUGUAUCCUCUUUGACAAUUGCAGCAGCAAGAUUCGCGGAUUUGCCAGAAUUACGGGACCUCAGAAGCAUAUUCACUGACAGAUAUGGGAAUUCUCUUGAAUGUUAUGCCAAUCAAGAGUUUGUUGGGAAGUUAAAGGCAGUGCCUCCUACAAAGGAGAUGAAGCUUCAACUGUUGCAAGAUGUAGCACUUGAGGCUGGCAUAGUAUGGGAUUCCAAGGCUUUGGACCAGAAGCUGUAUAAACCACCUUCCUCUGAACAAGACUUGUCUAAGAAUGCCGAUGAUGACAAACACAAAUUGCACAAAAGCAGGGAUGAAUCUGACUGGAAAAUAGACAACCAUGAUGCUGGGAAUAGACACAGGAGUAGGAGGGAGCAUACUGCUCCAAGAAGGAACAUGGAGGACCAUGAUGGAUAUGAAUUGCAUAAACAUAGGGAAAAUGCUGUGCCUAAAAGAGAGGAUCAUGGUCAUCCGUCUCGUGAAAGACCGGAAAACGCUCCCAGUAAAGAUAUUCAAUUGGCAAGCGUGGAACGAAGUGAGCAACAAACUACUUCAAAUUUGGUGAAUGGUGCUCCUGAGGACAAAGUUGAAGAGAAGCAGCCCUUCUAUUACAGAUUAAUACCCCCUCCUUAUCGCAGCAGACAAAAAGAUGACAAAAAUGAAACUGUUUCCGAGGCUCCUCCUGCUGCAAGUCCUAGCAGGGAAGCGAUGGAACCCAAAAAACUGAAUCAACAUGUUGAUGGGAAAGAAAAUCCUGACAAGGAUGAUUUGGUUAAAGCCAAUCGAAAACCAAGAUCCGUUAGGAGGCAACGUACAGGCCUGAAACCACAACCAGGUCAUGAGAAUGCUGACAAAGUUGAUGGUGAUGGGAAAACACAUUCAAAUGGAGCAAAACAAGAUGCAAAAGGUGGGUUAAAGACCUUCAGUGAGGAUGAGGAUGAAGAGGAAAGAAGGAUGGAUGAUCUUUUGAAACAAUACAGCGCAAAACAGUCUCCUUAUGAACAUGGAGCGGUGGAAGCAGCUCUUAAGCGGACACCUUCACAUUAUGCUGCUGCUGCAACAAGGAAUAAGAGCAAAGAUGGUCCUCACAGCAGAGUAGCAUCUCUCCCUCUACAACCAACAAGUCCAACUCAUGAGAAAACAGAAGGACAUGCUCGAGCCUCUUCCUUUCAACCGGAUAUGGGGCAUGAACAACCUAAGCUACUAGACUACGAUGACUUUCUAGCUCGGUUUGCUGCUCUUAAAGAGAAGUAAAACUGAUAUUGCCACCAGAUGCUAAAAUCUGUAAUCCCUCGCAGGAUUCUUCGAUACCUUGCAAACAUUAUCUGUAGAAAAGCAUUACUAGUUUCUGAUAGUUCUCUCUAUCAAGCUUCAGAUAUUUCAUUCAAGAUCAUUUGAUAGUAAAAAUUUCAAGCGUACUAGCACUCCAAAUCAUACACAUUCUGAUACUCUACAUGUUGAUAGGCAUAUAAAAACCUAGAGUUUAACUAAAAGUUGUUGUAUUGAGCCACUGCUGCUGUGUGUUAUAUUACUAGUUCAUAUGUUAGCAUAACAGCUUGAGAAGGUGACGGCACCUUUUCUAGGAUAUGUCCCUUCUGUAAAAUGCCAUUGUCGGGUUCGGAAGAACUGCAGUUGUUUGUGUCAUGUGAUUGUGAUAAAUCCCUAAUUUCCAAAAUAACAUUUAGGAAGUGUCACGAGGAAAAGGUUUGUUUUCACUCAAAAUGUCAGUCCAUGGAGUAACAGAGGCCAAAAGUCAGUCCAGGUAUAUCUUGAAUCCAGUUAUUAUUUUUCUGAGAAUAAUGGAGAGCACAACCUUUGGUUUCAUAUUAUUUUGGGUCCAAAUAACAUCCAAAAAUACAUGAUAUGUAUCAGUUAAUUAUGAACUUGAUUUUGUUGGCAUAUGAUUGAUGUAUUUACAAUUAUGAAAUUGA